Messenger RNA from Fundulus heteroclitus (mummichog), 2429 nucleotides. RefSeq names its product BARX homeobox 2 (gene barx2). Gene Ontology annotation, molecular function: DNA-binding transcription factor activity, RNA polymerase II-specific; DNA binding. The record is from RefSeq and is a predicted model, not a curated record. Lineage: Eukaryota; Metazoa; Chordata; Actinopteri; Cyprinodontiformes; Fundulidae. The transcript has 4 exons. Gene Ontology annotation, biological process: regulation of DNA-templated transcription. Bases 267 to 1088 code for a protein of 273 amino acids.
ACGGACUGUUUAUAUAGCGGAGGGUGUGAGCGCAGCGUAUAACCACCGAGGCGGUGUGCGCAACUCAAUUUGAAGGCUGCGGAUCUUCACCGCGACACAUUCAGGAAAGCAGAGCAAAAGCCGCAUUUUUAGAUAUAAAUAAUGACCUCUCUGAACGCAUGAGCUCCGGCACUUGCUUUUCCUCCCGACCUUUAAACAUAUAGGCUCAAACAUUCUUAGACAGAUAAGGUCGUAUACCAGCGAAGUGAGCGCACAAGGGACGCACCAUGCACUGUCAAGCCGAGCUGAGGCUCUCCUCCCCCGGGCAGCUGAAGGCGGCCAGGAGGCGCUACAAGACUUUUAUGAUCGACGAGAUCCUCUCCAGGGAAACUUGUGAUUACUUUGAGAAACUUUCUCUGUAUUCCAUGUGUCCUUCUCUCAUCGUCCGACCAAAGCCUCUUCAUUCAUGCUCAGGCUCCUCGUCGUUGCGUGCCUACCCGCUCCUCUCGGUGAUCACACGGCAGCCCUCCAAUGUGCAGCCCCCCUCCCCGGGCACGGCGCCCCCGCACCUGCCCCUCGUCUCCCCGCAGCUCCCGCGAGGCUCCGAGCCCUCACCCAGCCAGACGCCCCUCAGCAUCAGCAGCGAGUCAGAAACGGAGAGCAGCACGCCCCGCCUGAAGAAGCCCCGCCGCAGCCGCACCAUCUUCACCGAGCUGCAGCUGAUGGGGCUGGAGAAGAAGUUCCAAAAGCAGAAAUACCUGUCCACACCUGAUAGAUUGGAUCUGGCUCAGUCCCUGGGUCUCACGCAGCUUCAGGUGAAGACAUGGUACCAAAACAGGCGUAUGAAAUGGAAGAAAAUGGUGCUUAAAGGAGGUCACGAGGCCCCGACCAAGCCCAAGGGAAGACCAAAGAAGAACUCCAUUCCUACCACAGAGGAAAUAGAGGCUGAAGAGCGAAGACUGAAGAUGGAGGAGGAAGAGCAGAGGAGGAGGGGAUUUGACGAAUGUCAAGAUCUCCGUUCAGAAACUCAGAGUCCGAGCGGAGCAAUCGAGGGAUCCGAGCAGGAGGAGCAGCCACUCCUAAUGUCAGAAACUCACUUAGCCAGCUAAGCAAGAACGAACCAACCAAAGACUAAUGCCAACCUGAAAACAAAUAGUGCCUCAGGAUCAGUGUACAAAGCAUGUUUGGUGUAUAGAGUCAUUUGCUUUAGCCGGAUGACUGGAUAAACUUUAAUUGCACCCAGUCGGUACCAAAUGCACCCUUGUAUGUGUCAGUGUACUGGAAAAUGUAUUAGAGAAUGACAUUAUGCUAAUGUACAUUGACUGCACUGGUAAUCCUAUGGGCUUUUGGUCCAUGCUAUAAAGGAGGGUCCUUCUGUCAAACCCAACAAGCCGUAGGUCAGUCAAGCCUUUAUCACAACAUGGUGGCAUAUGCCACAUGCUCAGCUAGCUUGCACACACCUCUCAGCUCUCGAAGCUGUUAAAUAUCCAACACUGCCUUAUAGUGGUAAAUCGGUGUCCUUGUAUUAAUAACCAACUGCCAAAAAAACUGUUAAUAUGUGCCUUGUUGGUCUCAGAGGAAAACUUUUAUCUGUUGGUAAAAUGACCACCAAAAACAGUAUAUUUUGUACAAUCAAGUGCCAAAUUUGGGGACAAAUUUUUACAGUUAGGCAAAUGAAACCUCAGUCUGUAGGUUUAAGUUAUAAUGUACAGCUUUGAGCCUCAAAUAUGUUUAUUAUUGUCAGUCAAGUUUCCAUGUAUUUUUUUAUUUUAAAGCUAAAAUACAGAAUUUUAGCAAAGCCAGGUUUGCAUAUCACUAAUAUAUAUGUAUAUAUAUAUACAUAUAUAUGGCUUGGCAUAUAUGUAAACAGAAUAUGUAUAUGUUUGUAUGUAAAACUUAUUAUCUGCUGUUUUGAAUUGAAUUAAGGUACUUCUUAUGUAUAAGUGUAUCAGUCAGCCCCUGAACUUUAUUUCUACUUUCAAGGGAGUCAGAGUGAUUUUCAGUUAUGAGGGCACUAAGACGUUUAAGCUGUCAUGAUUCACUGAGGGAAUAAAUCACGGCCUGAGCCAUAAAUACACAGCAAAUGUUGAACAUUUAAAAUCUCACAGACAUUUUCAGCCUGCAGGCUUUGCAUGAGUACCUCAAUCGGUAUGUUAGACCUGCAUUAACAUAACACUGCCUUCAGUUGGCCCUUUUUGACUUCUCUGUAUCCAUCAACGUCUCCCGUGUUGAAUACUCACCACUUUAAGGAGUCACUGUUUGAAUUAUAGGAGUUUAUUUUUUAUUUGUCUCUGUUCAUAUGAAAAGUGCAGUAUUUUUCAGAUGUAAAUUAUGCUUGUCUGGUAAGAUGUGUUGCGGAUUUUUUUUAGGUCUUCAUAAAAUUACUUUUGGUAUAUGCAAGUGUGUGUUUAUGUAUUUAAAUGCACUUAAUAAAACAGCUGCCAUUUAAA